UAACACGGCCCUUCAAAAAGCGGACUGUGGGGAGAAGUCACUCUAUAGACCACCGAAGCUCAGAAAAGAAAACAUGCAUUCAGGAAAAGUGAUCUUCACCAUUUGUGCCUUUGCAAACUUGGCACUUUCAGAAGCUUACCCGCCCCAUCGUGACACCAGGGAGGCGAGCUGGACUGAUUCCAAGGCCAAUGAUGCUCAUGCCAAGUCAAAACUCACAAAAGAAGCGGAUAAGAUCUACAAGAGCCUCAUAGAUGACAGCGGCCUCUACAACCACGAAGAUGAGUACAAAAAGAACCCAGUGUCGGAACAGAUGCAGCGCAAGAUCCUCGUGGAGUCGGAGCGCCUGCGCGCGCGUCUGCGUCAGGAGCUGGCCGAGCUGAGGGAGAGGCUGGCCCCAUCCCCGGCUCACCUCGCUUCCGCGCUGGCCAGCAUGAGGGAACACUUGGGCCCGUUCACCCUGCAACUCCACAACAAUACCCACAGCUUAUGCCACCAGCUCAGGCUGUACCUCCACGGUCCGGAUGCAGCAGAGGCCCGGCAGGGUCUGGUUGUCCACCACUGGAUGACGCAAACUUUGGAACGGAGCGGCUCCAAUCUAACUGAUAUCCUGGCUGACUUCAUGGCUAAAACCAGAGAGGUGACGGAACGCCUGAGGGAGAUGAGUGAGGCAGAGGCAGCAAACGCGGGAAUCUGGCAGCGAUUUAGCUCUAGGCUAGGACGGGAAGUGACGUCACUGAAGGCGGAGGCACAGAAUAGUUUGGAGACUCUUAAAGUACAGCUCGCUGAUCAGUUGGAAACUGCGCAGCCUCUCAGUGCCAUGGUGGAACACUUCUGCCAAAAUGCAGCGCAGCAGCACCAAGACUUCCAGGCCAGGAUUGAGACUCUAUUCACGGGAAUGGAGGAGGAGCUGGAAGUCCAGUCCAUUUCUUCCUAUUCUGAACACUCUGGUGGCUCGUUGAAGGAGGACUUCUUCAUCAAACUGUCUGCUCUCAUCCAGGACAUUCUGCAUUCAGUGCAGUGACACAAGUCACUAUCGCAACUAUCACCUGAGACACCAUCACUUAACAAUUUGUUGUUCAGCACAUUGUUGGCUCACAACAUAGUGCUGAACCCGUACAUAGUGAUAAAGUGUACUAGGUGUGUUAGAAAGGUUCCAGGACUGGUGUCACAAAAGAAGUAUUUCAAAUCCAAACUAAUAAACUAACUAAGUUUCCUUCUUCGAAGUAAUUCCUCUGUAGUCUGACGCGCGUUCACAGUCUUCUCUGCCACACCUUCAUACACUCCUGGUAGGAUUCUUCCGAGAUCCUGCGCAGCUCUGUCAUCCAUGCCAUCUUGACAUCAUCCACGCCUUUAAAACCAGUCCCCCUUUAUGACCCCUGGAACUUGGUCAGCAACUGUCAGAUGUUCAAGGCAUUGUGAGCGGGCGCAUUGUCAUGGUGAAGCAGCCACAAGUCGUCCUGCUACAAUUCUUGACUCUUCUCGCGCACUCAACGAAGCAAACAUCGCAGGAUCUCUUUGUAGCUGCCCUGGUUGAUCAUCUGGCCCACAAUGAAGGAGAAAACUUGUAGUUUGUGACAACAGUCCUGGAGCUUCUCUGACACAUCUUAUCAUAUUUGUAUUCUAUUUCACUGUGUGUGUCCUCACAAGAAUUUAGUAGCAUUUUCCUGCAUACAUAUUUCAGAAAUGUAGUUUUUACUUUUUUAGUUAGUUAUUCAAAUAAUAUCCCCUAAACUGAAGUUGAAUGUAGUAGUAUUUUCCUGCAUACAGAGAAAAAUUAAUAAAUAAAUAAAGUGGCAUAUUUCACAAAUUUAAUUGAAAAAAUGUUAGUAUUUUUGUGUAUUUUUUAGUUAGUUAUUCAAACAAUAUACCCUAACCCAGAGUUUCUCAAAAUUAAAAAGGCACAGAUGGAUUUUUGAUUGCUGUCUAUAGUUAAGUCAUGCCUUCGUGAAUAUUAUGACAUUACAUGAUGUUUUUUUUUUUGGUAAUAAAUUUCUAAUAUGGGUCGGGAGCGUCACUGAUGGUGUAGUGGUACACUCGCCUGGCUUUGGUGCAGGCAGCGUGGGUUCAGUUCCCACUCAGUGACGGUGUGAAUGUUAGUGUGAAUGGUUGUCCGUGUCUAUAUGUGCCCUGCGACUGACUGGCGACCAGUUCAGGGCGACCCUAACCAGGAUAAGCGGUGUUGAAAAUGGAUGGAUGGAAAAUGGGUCGGGAGCUUAAAAGGUUUUGGAAGCCAUGCCUUAGCAGCUUUACAAUUACAUAUUUUAUGAAUUAUUAUUUUUCUUCAUGUUUUUUGUACCAUUUUAUACUAAAUCCUUGUGAGUUUAGGCAGCAUAUAGCAAACAUGUAGACAUGUGUUAUGUCAAAACAUAGCAAUUUAUUGACGUUUGUAUUGUUUUAUUAUGUAAAAUAUACCUGGACCAAAGAGUAAAGAACAAACUUUUUUGGUAUGUCAGUAAAUGUUGUGAAAUAUUUUCUAUAUUACUGUAAAUAAAUGCGUGAAAACUCA
Molecule: messenger RNA, 2506 nt
Organism: Phyllopteryx taeniolatus (common seadragon)
Lineage: Eukaryota; Metazoa; Chordata; Actinopteri; Syngnathiformes; Syngnathidae
Exons: 4
Coding region: 74-1021 (315 amino acids)
Source: RefSeq, a predicted model, not a curated record